AUGAAGGUCCCGAAUUCGACCCCACUAAAUUCAAGCUUUCCAGCUCCAGCACCUUGUCACCAUACAACAUACAACAUAUCGUCACAUCACCAACCAAGAAUUCCUACUCGUGCAACGCCCACAUAAAGUGCCAACCUUGUGCUUUACUUUAAUUAUUAAAUCAUACCUACCAAUCUCAAGUGCGCGGUUCUUUUAAGAUGUUGCCCCUCGGUCUCUUGAAUGCGGCCCAAGGCCACCCUAUGCUUGUUGAGCUCAAGAACGGAGAGACCCUUAACGGACACUUAAUACAAUGCGAUACGUGGAUGAACUUGACCUUGAAGGAAGUUAUCCAAACCAGUCCAGAAGGAGACAAGUUCGUCCGUCUACCCGAAGUAUAUAUCAAAGGAAACAAUAUUAAGUACCUUCGAGUACCGGACGAGAUCAUCGACGUUGUGAAAGAACAACAGCACGGUCAACAAAGCGGCUUUAGAGGUGGUCGCGGCGGACACGGUCAGCAGAGAGGAGAUCACGGCGGUAGAGGCGGCGAGAGAGGCGGUCGUGGCGGACGAGGACAAGGGAGAAGUAGAGGUAGAGGCCGAGGGGCGUGAAGACAGUCAAGAUAGUAUGGCAACGUGGAAGAUACCUAUGCAGGUGGCAAAAGCCAUUGUCAAGGCUCCCGAACAGUAGCAGCAUGAGGACGUUAUACAUAUCACGCCUCCGAAAAAGCUAGCAGAGUUGGGCCGCAGCGCUAGGAUACAGUUCAGAUGAAGAUACCCAGCCCGCCGCGAUGGUGUUGGCGCAAACAGUUGUUUAUUAUACUGUUGUGAACUCCCAGCGUAGGCCGUGGGGAGAGUUAUAGCGACGAAUCUAUUUUAUGAUCUGAGAUAUGCCGCA
This is a messenger RNA of Daldinia caldariorum, 873 nucleotides long. RefSeq names its product like-Sm domain-containing protein. The coding region runs from base 198 to 587 and encodes 129 amino acids. The record is from RefSeq and is a predicted model, not a curated record. Gene Ontology annotation, biological process: mRNA splicing, via spliceosome; P-body assembly; spliceosomal snRNP assembly. Gene Ontology annotation, molecular function: U6 snRNA binding. Gene Ontology annotation, cellular component: spliceosomal tri-snRNP complex; U6 snRNP; P-body. Lineage: Eukaryota; Fungi; Ascomycota; Sordariomycetes; Xylariales; Hypoxylaceae. The transcript is spliced from 4 exons.